This is a messenger RNA of Sander lucioperca (pikeperch), 3141 nucleotides long. RefSeq names its product trichohyalin-like. The transcript is spliced from 4 exons. The record is from RefSeq and is a predicted model, not a curated record. NCBI's taxonomy places the organism in Eukaryota, Metazoa, Chordata, Actinopteri, Perciformes, Percidae. Bases 362 to 2722 code for a protein of 786 amino acids.
ACAAAAACAAAACAGAAUUGACAGCAGAACUACAUUCCAGAAAUGUUUUUAUUUAAAAACAAAAUCAAAACAAAACAACAGAACUGACAGCAGAACUAGAACAUUGACAGAGUUCCAGUCCUUUUCCACACAAACCUCUGGAGAGUUUUCAAGAGAAGUAUACGAACAAGUCAUUGAGAAAAUGUUCAGAUCCAUUUUUGGACUAAAAUUCUUUGCAAGACCUCGGUCUUCGAAGGAGUACAAACGAAGGAGUUAGAGACCUUCGUCUCCUGAAGACCUCAACCCUCUCACCAUCUGGAGGGAGCACGGACGAAGGGGUGAGAGACCUUCGUCUAGUGGAGGCACCAACCCUUCUACCAUCAUGAAGGAGCGCAGGCAAAGGGGUGAGGGCCCUUUGUCUUGUGCAGAAAACCAGCCCUCUAUCACCAGGCAGCAAGAACGAAGGGAUGUGAGCUCUUUGUUCAUCGUAGGCAACAACCCUUCUACCAUCAUGAAGGAGCGCAGGAAAAGGGGUGAGAGCCCAUUGUCUUGUACAGAACACAAGCCCUCUACCACCAGGCAGCAAGAACGAAGGGACGUGAGCUCUCUGUUCCUCGUAGGCAGCAACCCUUCUACCAUCAAGAAGGACCGCAGGCAAAGGGGUGAAGGCCCAUUGUCUUGUGCAGAAAACCAGCCCUCUAUCACCAGGCAGCAAGAACGAAGGGAUGUGAGCUCUUUGUUCCUCGUAGGCAACAACCCUUCUACCAUCAUGAAGGAGCGCAGGCAAAGGGGUGAGAGCCCUUUGUCUAGUGCAGAAAACAAGCCCUCUACCACCAGGCAGCAAGGACCAAAAGAUGUGAGCUCUCUGUUCUUCGUAGGCAACAAUCCUUCUACUAUCAUGAAGGAGCGCAGGCAAAGAGGUGAGAGCCCUUCCUCUUCAUCCUCUGAAGACGACGAGCCUUCUACCACAAGUAGGCAGCAAAAAAGAAGGGGGGAGAGCCCUUCAUCUUCAUCUUCUGAAGACGACGAGCCUUCUACCACAAGUAGGCAGCAAAAAAGAAGGGGGGAGAGCCCUUCAUCUUCAUCUUCUGAAGACGACGAGCCUUCUACCACAAGUAGGCAGCAAAAAAGAAGGGGGGAGAGCCCUUCAUCUUCAUCUUCUGAAGACAACCAGCCUUCUUCUCCAAGGAGGCAGCAAGAAAAAAGAGUUGAGAGCCCUUUGUCUUCAUCUUCUGAAGACGACGAGCCUUCUACCACAAGUAGGCAGCAAAAAAGAAGAGGGGAGAGCCCUUCAUCUUCAUCUUCUGAAGACGACGAGCCUUCUACCACAAGUAGGCAGCAAAAAAGAAGGGGGGAGAGCCCUUCAUCUUCAUCUUCUGAAGACGACGAGCCUUCUACCACAAGUAGACAGCAAAAAAGAAGGGGGGAGAGCCCUUCAUCUUCAUCUUCUGAAGACGACGAGCCUUCUACCACAAGUAGACAGCAAAAAAGAAGGGGGGAGAGCCAUUCAUUUUCUGAAGACGACGAGCUUUCUACCACAAGGAAGCAGCAAGAAAAAAGGGGUGAGAGCCCUUCAUCUUUAUCUUCUGAAGACGAUGAGCCUUCAACCACAAGCAGGCAGCAAGAACAAAGCAGUAAGAGGCCUUUGUCUUUCGCAGACAUCAACCUUGCUACCACCUUGAGGCAGGACGGACGAAGGGGCGGCAGCCCUUCCUCUUCCUCUUCUGUAGACGACAAGCCUUCUACCACAAGAAGGCAGCAAAAAAGAAGGGCAAAGAGACCUUUGACUUUAUCGCCUGAAGACGACAAGCCUCCUACCACAAGGAGGCAGCAAAAAAGAAGGGCAAAGAGACCUUUGACUUUAUCGCCUGAAGACGACAAGCCUCCUACCACAAGGAGGCAGCGAAAAAGAAGGGUUAUAAGCCCUUCGUCAUCAUCUUCUGAAGAUGACGAGCCUUCUACCACAAGGAGGCAGCAAGAAAGAAGAAGGGCGAGAGAGAGGAUAGGGGAUGCAAGGAAAAAUGAGGAGGCUGAAAGACAGGAGAAAGAAAAAUGGGAGAGAAAAAUACGGGAGUAUGACGAGCAAUAUAGACAGCUGUGUGCGAGAGAGAGGAAGCAGGUUGAAAGGGAAAAGGAGGAGAAAGAAAGACAGGAGCAGGAGAAGAGAGAGAGGAAGGAGAGAGAGAUCACUGAAAGAGAAAAGCAGCGUUUGGAGGAGAAGUGGUUAAAAAGAGAAACGGAAAGGUGUGAAAAGAUAGAGAGAAAGAACCAGGAGAAGGAGAGGAAAACCUUUAGUCUGCAUUCAAGAAUAUACAUUUGGUGGCUCAGUUGCCAGAUAGAGCGCUUUGCCAGUGGAAUCACAUCAACCGUUGUGGCUGAGCGCUACCUCCUGCGUCAUGGUCCCCUCAGAAAUCCAAGGAUGAUGGCAGAAAAAAAAAGGCUGCUUGACCGAAGGAGGGAGCUGGUUGUGUCCAAAUGCAGACUAGAAUAUAAGGUGGCGAGGGAAGUGACGAAGCAAAUACUGAAGAUAGAGAGGAAGAAAAAAAAGGUGAAGGAAAUGGAUACUAUCUCUGAGGUAUGCCGCAUCUCAGAAAGCCCUGAUAUGUUAAAUCUUCGCUACAGGCCAAUGCCGGUCAGGUCACGCACACCCAGACUUGAUACAUAUAUCAUGCAGAUGCGCCGAUACCGUUUGUGCCUCGGAGCUCGAGCACCCACGGAGGAAAACAUAAAUCGGCGCCUAUGAUAUUAUGUAAGAGAAAAGGAGAACAAUUAGAAAAAUGUCAUCAAAUAGAGAGAGGUAAUUGAGGGAGAGGCAAACAUUUCAGAUUUGACAAAACCAAAGUAAAGAAAAGUAAAAUAUUCUUUUAAAACAUUAGCAACCAACAUUCAAUAUCCUUGUAACCACUUGAUGAUGUCUUUGAUUAAAUUAUACAGUCAAAAAGCACUGCGCAAAUAACAGUAUCCGAACCUAAUGCCACCUGACCCAAUCUAAUUGAUCCUAAACUAGCCUAACUUAACCAAGGUUAGCCCAACACCUAUCCUAUGCUAGCCUAAUUUAGUUUAGGUUAGGUUCUGUCAGAGUCCUUAUUUACCAUAACCUAUUCUAACCAAACCUAACUUUAUUUAAAUCUAAGAAGGAGAGAUACUAAGGGAGAAGACAGA